ACGGCGUUGAAGCUGCUUCCGAUGCGGUAGUGAAGGGGAAAAUAAGGGAGAUCUCCUAUUUUUUGCAUUUUCGCGGCAAGCAUAAAAGGUUCAUAAAUCAGAAACUGUUUUUUGUACGUCAGUGCAGACCACAUUUUUUUUCUGUGGUUGGUUUUGAUCUGGACCGUUUCUAAUGCGAUCCAGGAGUAAUGCUUUUCAUGCUGUCAUGUGACAGUGGGUAUGAAUAGAGUAUUAAGGCUUUAUCUGAAAUACUGAAACACUGCUUACAUCAUUAAAUGUGACAAAAAUCAGAGCAUACGUGGCUCUAUCUCUCGGGUUUCCCCUUAACUGCCGAUAGAGCAGAACUCAGAAACCGGCACAGCCCCCGUCUCUCAGCGGCACCUUGUCACCGUUAGCUACGUAGUCACUGUCAGUCCAACCAAUCACAGCAGCGCAUCUUUUUGGGCAAAAAAUUUAAACUGUCAGCUGAGCCGGACAGGCACCAAUUGUGCCGCAGUGCGUCAAACCUGCUUUUUUGUUUGUUUGUUUCGGGACGCAUUUUCACCGAGGACAUGUUUUUUCUGAGCUCGGAUGCUUAGUUUUUGUUUUUUGUAUUAUCUAAAAUACUAAAAAUAGAUUGGAGGGCAAAAUCAGUGUGGCGUCGCGGCGGCUCGUGGAGGAUCUUCGAGGUCAAGAUGUUUUUUUGAAAAUGAAAGGAGCGCUCUUUUUGCGCAGCUCGACUCUCCUCUCUGAUGCGAGGAAUGACGCACUUUUUUUUAUUUUUAUUUGGGUACAUUUCUUUAAAAAACGAGCGGGAAUACACAGUGAAUGACAUCACAUGUUUCGAAAUAUAUCACGUUUUAUUGGCUGAUUCCUCCAUUUCAGCCGUUUUUACUCUUAUUGUCACUGAUGCGUGUGCAGCUCCGGGAGGAGGAUGACACCUACUGUCAUGGAGGGAGGCUCGUGUUUGACUCUCUUUUAAGAUAGAAUGGCUGAGAGGUCUCUGUCUGACCAGCUCUGUGAUGCCUCAGCCACUGGAGACCUACAAGCAGUUUUGUUUUUGCUGCAAAACGGAGCAAAUGUCAAUGGAUGUAACAGAUACGGCAGAACUCCAUUGCAGGUGGUGAAGUGGAGCUGCACCCCGGUGGUGGAGGCCCUGCUCUGGGCUGGGGCGGACGUCACCGUGCGCGACCCGGUCUUAAACCUCACCGUGACGCACGACGCGGCACGCGCGGGAUUCGGGGAUUCGGUGUGCGCGCUGCUGAACUACGGGGCGGACGUGAACUCGGUGGACCAGCUGGGGAACCUGCCCCUGCACCUGGCCGCUCAGGAGGGCAACCUGGAGGUGGUGCAGCGGAUCAUCGGACUCACCGCGGACCCCGAGGCCGCCAACGGAGAAGGCCUCACCGCGCGGCAGCUCGCCGAGCGCAGCGGCAAGAUGGAAACUGCCCUGUACAUAGACGACUAUUUGGGCCAGAACUAAAGCAAGAGGAAGAACAAAAAGAAGAAACUGGAUUCUGCUUCUGCUUUGCAAACAUUAAUAUUUUAUUCUAUACUCUCUAAAAUUCCUUGCUUCAUUUAACCUUUCUGACAUACUCCUGCAGUUAGAGACGGUUUAAAUUCAAACAGAUUUAGGAGUGAAAAUGCUAAUUUGGAAGAGCACAAAUGAAAUACAACACUUGGUUCAUCCAUGAUUAGAACAGUUUGAUGCACUCGUACGUUUUAAGACAAUCCGGUGCAUUAGAGACGUUUUUCACCUGUAAAAUCUUUUUUUUGUUGACUUCAUUCCACUAGAUGUUUAUUAUUGUGAUAAUAAUGUGAACAUUUGUGUUGGACUGAAUCUAUUGAAAUGUGUUAAAAAAAAACCCUCACAGUGUUAUGAUCACAAUAGUAAACAUGGAAAUUAACAUUCAUCUGAGAGAACUAUUGGCGGCUGACUAGCUUUCCAUUUUAGAGGCGUACCUAACAAAAUGAGCACCAGUUAGAGUAUAUUGUGCCACAGCUGCAGACAUGGCGUUCACACUCAUUCAGGGAUGUUCACUAUUGCAGCUACAUGUCCACCUUCCUGCAAAACACAGAAGAAUCCACUUUUUAUUGUGCAAACAGACACUUCUGUGUCUUUAUUAGAGUCCAAGUGGACAAAGAUAUGAGACAAAUUUGUUUAUUUAACAUCAGUUCCAUUAAAAAAAAUGCGAUUUUAAGUCUAACGUGACUUGAAUGAAGCCAAUAAAUCAGUCAGUUCAAGUUCACACAGUCAGGUUAAGGCAACGUUGGCUCAAAUAGUUGAAAUAAUCACGUUUUACUAAAGUUUGUUUUCUGUGCACUUCAAUUUUUGGACCAAUACUGGAUGAUGAAGUCAAAUAUUACGCAGCAAGAUGCUGCAGAUUCUGUCCAUAAAGUCAGACAGUCUUAAAUAAGUUUUGUGCACUUACUGCAGUCUUAUAUUCAAAAACAAAUCUUUAAAACUCUUUUUGUUUGUCCGACACACACUAGACAUCAAAGCCAUUUCAGCAUAUACAGUCCUAAUGGAGCAUUUUUUGCCCUUAAGUUCACACAAUCAGGCUAAUUAGAUAUUGGUUCAAACAGUUGGAUUAUUCUAAAGUAGAUCUUCUGUAGAGCUUACUUUGUAGAGCUGCUAGCUACCACUAGCUUCGCUUAUCUGCCCACAGGUACGAAAAAGAAACUAACACAGAGAUGCUUAGAGCUGGUGGAAACUCAUUUAAAGCAGUAAACAAGGACUUGUGUGAGUUAGUGUCGACUUCUGAGCUUCAGUCGAGUCUAAACUCUGCUGUUGUUUACCUCCGUUAGCUUCUCUCCUGCUCUCUGUGCUCAGUAUUUUCAUACAGUUGAAUUCCCAAUAGAGCUCCUUUCAUUUACAUAAUUUUACACUUUUGCUGUCCAACAAGAGAACUAGGAUGAAACAGUGACUGAAACAAAGCCAUUUAAGACUAACUGUUAACCAGAAGUCGUCUCUAAGCUGCUUUUUCCUACUAAAACCCUGAUUUUACAACCAGAACGCCAUCUGACAAACUAAAACAGAUGUAAAUUCAGGCGUAUUUAUACAAGAAGACGCCUGCUCAGGUCCUGAUCCGCUACCAGGUCCAGAGAAACACGAUCGUGAGCUGAAAGCCAAUCAUGCCGCAGUGCAUUCAGGAGAAUCUCCAGGUGUUUGAACUAAAUGAGGAGGAAAUGAGGACGACAUCGGGAUUCAGCAGGAACUGGAGAGACUGUCCAAUGCAGUGGAGCACAAACGCUUCAACGCUGAGCUCUGAAAAGGAAAACUGAAGAAAAUCACUUACACUAACUGAGAAGAAUCAGAGGUAGUUUCACAUGCCCUGUCACAUACAGAGAGAGUCUUCUUCCUGAAGGGGGCGGGGUCAGCAGCGGUGCAGCUGCAUUUAAAGCUACAAACACAGAGUUGUGGUGAAACUAACCAUUUUUGCAGUAUUUUAAGCUGAAGAAUUAAAAGACAAUUCGGGGAUGUGAGAUUUUUAAUAAUUUGCUAAAAAGAAAGUCACAAGAUGGAACUUUUAAGUGAUGCUAGUUCGCCUUGUAGGGCAGUAGCUGUGUGUUUUUUUUUUUACAGUCUUAUGCUCAGAUUGUUCCCGUGUGUUCUCUUCAGUAUCUGCUGGUUUCCUGAUAAACCGCACCGUCUUUGAAUUCCCUCAUAAUCACAAAGCUCGCACCUUCCACCACCCACUUUGGUUGGAGAGACAUUCAGACGAGUGAGCAAGAGAUUCCUCUCUGAUUAAGGCGGAUUUAUGGUUCUUUUUGUGCAUCAGCACAUACAGUACAAAACAUGUGCGCCGAUUCAUUUGAGAAUGUAUUGGGGGAUUUUUCUGGUUUAUUUUUUUUUGCCGGUGCAUGGAUGUGUGAAGUGGUUUGUGCAAAAAAUGAGCAUUGAGGCCACAGUCACAAAUAAGCAAAAUCUAAAUGAACCACUUUGUCAGCAGAAAAAAAAGAGAACAGUAAUACUGAACAGAUGCUGUGAUGGUUCCGUUCUUAAAACAAUUCCCCUAAUCACCUAAAACGAGGAAGACUGCUCUUAUUGAGACACAAACUGUGAAUUGAAUCUGAAACUAUAUAUAUCCCGUCUUUAUGAACUUUAUAACCUCAUUAACUCUGCUCUGCUGCAUUUUAUUGAGUGGUGUCUCUUGUAUUUUGCUGCUAAUUGUUUAAUGUGAAUGAAAAAAUAUUAAAAGUACCAAAGCAU
Molecule: messenger RNA, 4192 nt
Organism: Acanthochromis polyacanthus (spiny chromis)
Lineage: Eukaryota; Metazoa; Chordata; Actinopteri; Pomacentridae
Gene: cdkn2c
Product: cyclin-dependent kinase inhibitor 2C (p18, inhibits CDK4)
Exons: 4
Coding region: 968-1462 (164 amino acids)
Molecular function (GO): protein binding
Source: RefSeq, a predicted model, not a curated record